Messenger RNA from Mus caroli (Ryukyu mouse), 1565 nucleotides. Lineage: Eukaryota; Metazoa; Chordata; Mammalia; Rodentia; Muridae. The record is from RefSeq and is a predicted model, not a curated record.
ACUUAGCGGAGGGGCUGUCCGUGUUAUCAGCACCAGGUGGUUACACAGGAAACCAGCCCCAGCUUGGACUCUCAUCAUGCUUGCUACUGAGGACACCCUUGAGACAGCCAUUUGGGCACUGCUUCAUUUCAAGACUCUGCUGCUGGCUGCUGUCACCUUCAUGCUCUUGGCUUACUAUCUCAAAACCCGGAGACCCAAGAACUACCCACCAGGACCCUGGCGCCUGCCUUUUGUGGGCAACUUAUUCCAGUUGGAUUUUGAGCAGCCACAUGUAGUGAUUCAGCAGUUUGUGAAGAAGUAUGGAAACCUAACUAGCCUGGACUUUGGUAACAUUCCUUCAGUAGUAAUAACUGGACUGCCCUUGAUCAAAGAAGUCUUCACUAAGAUGGAACAAAACUUUUUGAAUCGUCCUGUUACACCUAUCAGAAAACGUGUCUUUAAUAACAAUGGAUUGAUCAUUUCCAAUGGCCAGACAUGGAAGGAGCAAAGAAGGUUUGCACUGAUGACACUCAAGAACUUUGGAUUAGGGAAAAAGAACUUGGAGCAGCGCAUACAGAAGGAGGCUGACUGUCUUGUGGAGGCCAUGGGAGAGGAGAAAGACAUUGAAUCAUUUUCUCAAAAUCUGAACAUCUUAAGCUUAUAUCUCUACAAUGUCUUUCCAUCCAUAAUUCAAUAUGUUCCUGGAUCACAUCAAACAGUUUUGAGAAACUGGGAAAAACUGAAAUUGUUUAUUUACCAAAUUAUGGAGAGUCACCGGAAAGAUUGGAAUCCUGAUGAACCGAGAGACUUCAUUGAUGCUUUCCUUACAGAAAUGUCAAAGUACCGAGACAAGACUACUACAAGUUUCAAUGAAGAAAACCUCAUCAACACCACCCUGGACCUCUUCUUUGCUGGAUCAGAGACAACAACUAGCACACUGCGUUGGGCUCUGCUCUACAUAACUACAAACCCAGAAGUGCAAGAGAAAGUACACUCUGAGGUUGACAGGGUGAUUGGACAUGGAAGACAGCCAACCAUAGAUGACCGAGACUCCAUGCCCUACACCAAUGCAGUGAUCCAUGAGGUGCUGAGGAUGAGCAACAUCAUCCCCAUGAAUGUUCCCAGGGAAGUAGCAGCUGAUAGCACACUGGCCGGAUUCCACCUGCCUAAGGGCACCAUGGUUCUGACCAAUUUGAUGGCUCUUCAUAGGGACCCCAAAGAGUGGGCCACUCCAAAUACCUUCAAUCCGGAGCACUUUUUGGAGAAUGGGCAGUUUAAGAAGAGAGAAUCUUUUCUGCCAUUCUCAUUGGGAAAGAGAGCUUGCCCUGGAGAACAACUAGCCAGAUCUGAGCUGUUUAUUGUCUUCACUGCUCUUAUGCAAAAAUUUACCUUCAAGCCUCCAAUAAAUGAGAAGUUGAGCCUGAAGUUCAGAAUUGGCCUCACACUUUCUCCAGUCAGCCAUCGCAUCUGUGCUGUCCCUAGACAUUGAUGCUGGAGAAGCAAAGAGAAAGGAAGGAAGAAAUGACAUGCACUUUCAAACCACUUGUGCCUACCAACAUAGGAGGAGACAGGAUGAAGGUGAUGGA